AUGGAGCAGCCUGGUGCGCCUCAGGUGGUGCGGCUGGACCAGGUGGCGGCGCCGCGCCCGGGGUCAGCCUUGGCGCAGCUGCCCCGUGUGUCAGGGAUCCCCGACGACGGCAUACGCCUCACAGAGGGCCAGGAGCGCACCCUGUGCGUCUCCACGCGUCUGCCUCCGCAGCUGCUGGCAGGCGGCCGCGGCGGGGAGGUCAGAUG
This is a messenger RNA of Monoraphidium neglectum, 206 nucleotides long. RefSeq lists its product as hypothetical. The record is from RefSeq and is a predicted model, not a curated record. The annotation marks the transcript as partial. Lineage: Eukaryota; Viridiplantae; Chlorophyta; Chlorophyceae; Sphaeropleales; Selenastraceae. The transcript has a single exon.